Messenger RNA from Merops nubicus (carmine bee-eater), 1074 nucleotides. RefSeq names its product transmembrane protein 246 (gene PGAP4). The record is from RefSeq and is a predicted model, not a curated record. Lineage: Eukaryota; Metazoa; Chordata; Aves; Coraciiformes; Meropidae. The transcript has 2 exons. Gene Ontology annotation, biological process: GPI anchor biosynthetic process. Bases 1 to 1074 code for a protein of 357 amino acids. Gene Ontology annotation, molecular function: glycosyltransferase activity. Gene Ontology annotation, cellular component: Golgi membrane.
AUGUUACACCAAGCCUGGCAGCUCUAUGGGAGGUGGUGCCGUUGGUCCAGUCCUUUUAUCCACCUCCUCACGCUGGCUGUGGUGACAUUCGGUGUGCUCGCACCUUUGAUUUGCCACCGGCUCCUCCACUCUUACUUCUAUCUGCGGCGCUGGCACCUGAACCCCAUGAGCCAGCAGUUCCUGGAGCAGAACCAGCAGGAGGGCCAGGCUGCCCUGCAUUACUUUGAGAAGCUGCAAAUACCAAAUGCCUCCAAGCCCGCUGGCAGUGACGCUUUCCAGCCGUUGCUGCUGGUCACCAUUAUCACUGUGCAGAGGCGGAAUGAUUUCCACUACGUCUUGCAAGUGGCCUCCCGCUUCCACAGCCUCCUGCAGAAAUGUGGUGCCCGUUGCAGGAGCCACCGCAUCCUCCUCUGUAAUGUGGAGUCAGACCCCAGCAGCCAUCAGGAUGUCAGGCUGCUAAGCAGCUUCUUUCGUGUGGUGAGUCGUGACAAAGCUGGUGAGGAUCCUGACCCCGGAGUGAACCAGUUUGAGAAGGAGAAGCAGGACUAUGUCUUCUGCCUCGAGCAGUCACUGUUGGCAUACAACCCCGAAUACGUCCUCAUAGUGGAAGAUGACGCUGUGCCAGAGGAGGAGAUUUUCCCUGUCUUGCAGCACCUCCUGUUGGCCCGGUUCUCCAAGGGGCCCGUGCGGAGCUGUGCGUGCUCCCGGGCGGCUGGGCGCGCCAGCCCCGGCUGGCCCGUCGUCCUGUUCUUUGCCGUGUACAGCAUGGCCCUGGCGGAGCUGGUGGGCCGGCACUACGUGCUGGAGCUGCGCCGCCUGGCCCCCGCCCUGUACAACGUCGUGCCCGUCACCGAGUGCUGCACGCCCGCCAUGCUCUUCCCUGCUCCCUCUGCCCACCGUGCCUUGGGCUACCUGAAGGGGCUGCGCUGCCGACAGGGCUUCGCCAAGGAUACUGCCCUCUACUCGCUGCUGCACACCAAGGGGGAGAACGCCUACGUGGUGGAGCCCAACCUGGUCCGGCACGUGGGAAUGUAUUCCAGCCUUCGGCUGAACGACAACCCGAAACUGCUGUGA